This is a messenger RNA of Lottia gigantea (owl limpet), 802 nucleotides long. RefSeq lists its product as hypothetical. NCBI's taxonomy places the organism in Eukaryota, Metazoa, Mollusca, Gastropoda, Lottiidae. The annotation marks the transcript as partial. The transcript has 3 exons. The record is from RefSeq and is a predicted model, not a curated record.
AUAAUAAAAUUGGCUAACAAGUUAUAAAUGUGUAAAGAGCAAGUAUACAAAUAUUGUUAAAACACGACAGACGAAAAGAAUAUCUGAUAAACACAAACUACCAGUUUACAUUUCAAAUAGAGGCGAUAGAGGACCCAAUAUGUCAGAGGAAUCUAACAAACCCACAAACCCAAUCGAAUUGAAACAUUACAAGUCAACAGAUGAUGGGGAAGGAAAAGAUAACCCCGGUUUUACUUCAUCCUUAGAUUCUUUGGGUGAAAAAGAACAGGGUUUGAGGAAGAGAAAUGGCGUCGACCCUGAAAAUCUCCCACCGGAGUAUAAAUUGCAAGACGAUGAUGAAGUAGAUAACUAUAAUUGUUGUUCCCGACAAGUGCUGAAAAGUCAAAAUGGCGCAAUAUCACUCUGGAACAAUCACAAAACACGGAUAUUUAGACCAUUUUUGGUUUUGUUAUUUUGUGUUUACGUAGUCUAUUUUAUCUAUGCCAUGUACUACCGUUUUGGAGAUGAAGGAUCGUAUCGACUGCUCGGUUAUACAAUUUUAGGGACAGUGCUACUUUUCAUUCAUUUUUGUUGGAAAUAUAUCUCACCAUAUACUACUGUUUUAUCAGAGAAGAUUUCCAGCAACAAAAAUCAAACAGUGAAUAAAGCCAUUAGAUGGUUUUUGUACAUAGCUGCUGUUGUGAUUAUUAUUACUACGUUAAUAGUUUAUGUUGUUUUGGAGAGACCCGAACACCUAGUAUCACUCGGCGGUUUGACAGCUUUUAUUUUACUCACAUAUCUUACAUCUGUCAAUCCAGCCAAG